Seminavis robusta is the source of this 570-nucleotide messenger RNA. The record is from the annotation of a GenBank genome assembly. NCBI's taxonomy places the organism in Eukaryota, Bacillariophyta, Bacillariophyceae, Naviculales, Naviculaceae.
AUGUUGUUGUUUCGCUCCUUAUUGGCUGCUGUGUGGUUGUCAUCGUUGGUGAAUGCCGGCAAACUGGGCUUGGUCUCAUCUUCCACUGCCCUGGAAGACGACGGCGACCACGGUCAUGGUGGUGGCAAAGGUGGGUUUUGCCUGGAAAAGGGCAUUCACUGCAAAGGUGGCUUUGUCGCCGAGAUGGGUGGCUGCAUCAACUGUGAAGGACAUGUCAAGGCCGGAUUCCACAAAACGUGCAAGGCGGACGAGAUGGCCGACGAUUUGGAACGUCACAUCAAGGGUCAAGUCCAGGAUGCCUUGAUGGACGACAAGGUACUCUUUGCGCCCGAUGAUGCCUCUCGAUCCAUGAUGGAAGCCUACGAUGACCCAGCAUUUGUGGACAGUCUGGAAGUUGGCACGGAAAAGACGGUCGAGUUUGGAGGCUAUAUGAUGGCUGGAUUUGGAUGCAAGGUGACCUUUAAGAAGACGGACAAGGGAAUUGAGAAAUUUGCCGAUUGCGGAGGCAAGUUCCACAAGGGACACGGAAAGAAACCUUGGGAAGAAGUGGAUUUGGAGGUUUCCUUUUAA